AUGUCCUCUGCAGCGGCUGCCGACGCCUCGCAGGCGCCCAAUCCAGCGGGGUCGAAGAAGAAGAAUAACAAGAAGAAGAAGAACGCCAAUAAGAGCAAGGAUAAUGCCCCAGCCGACAGCGGCAAGCCGCAGGAAAACCACGGUGACGAUGGCGACGAUAAUGAUGACGACGAACACGAGCAGUCCAACGACGAGCCUGCGAAAAAUGCCUUGAAUGGGCAUGCAACCCAUUCUUCCAAUAAAAGCGAUACGACUAGCGACAGCAAGGGUCAAGAGGCACUCCAAGCAGAGGUCGAGCAAUUGCGCAAACAACUAGAAACCAUACAACAGACACACAAGACCGAAAUUGAACGACUGCAAACCGAGCUAGAAGAAAGCAACGCUGCAAAAGAGACGGCGGAAGAGCAAUACCAGACGCUACUGGAGCGUGUAGAAAAGAUCAAAGAAACAUUGAGCGACAGGCUACGGCGCGACAAGGCAGAGCUAGAGGAGGCCAAGGAGCGAAUAGAGGAGCUGGAGACACAAAAUGAGCAGCUCCAAAACUCGGCGAGCUCCUCCGACAAGGACCACCAUAAGCUCCGACAAGACCUUCAAGAUGCCAACCGCGAGUUGACGACGCUGCGCAGCCGCAGCAACCUGUCGACACAAAAUUGGAACAAGGAGCGCGAGGACCUGACCCGCGCGGUGCAGCACCUCAAGGAGGAGAUGGAGACGACGGCCAACGCCAUGGGUGAGUGGGAGGUGAUUGCCAUGGAGGAGCGAUCCGUCAAGGAGAGCCUCAACGACAAGAUUUCCGAGCUCGAGGAGCAAAUAGCCUCGCUCAGGCAAGGCUACGAGAGCGCGGCCAGCGAGCGCGACAGCCAGUCGACGCUGAUUGACAACCUGCAGAAUGCGCUGCGCGAGAUUCAGGACGCGCGCAAGAAGGAGCUGCGCGACAUGGUCGAGAGCACCGAGGCGCAGCUGCAGGCGCAGAAGAAGCUGGCGUCCGAGGCCGAGGCGCGCGCCGCCGAAGCCCAGGACGCCAAGGCGACGCUGUCCAAGGAGGUGGAGCGGACGGCGCCGUUUGAAAAGGAGGUCAAGGAGAAGAACCUGCUCAUCGGCAAGCUCAGGCACGAGGCCAUUGUGCUCAACGACCACCUGACAAAGGCCCUGCGCUACCUCAAAAAGACCAAGCCCGAGGAGAAUGUCGACAGGCAAGUCGUCACCAACCACCUCCUCCACUUCCUCACGCUCGACCGCGGCGACGUGAAGCGCUUCCAGGUCCUGCAGGUCAUGGCCGGCUACCUGAACUGGACCGACGAGCAGCGGGAGCAGGCCGGCCUCUCGCGGCCCGGCGGCUCGGGCGGCUCGCUGCGCCUGCCCGCGUCGCCCUUUCACCGCACGCCGAGCUCGCCGUCGCUGCACAACGACGUCCUCUCGGAGCCCACGUCGGCCCGCGACAAAGAGUCGCUGGCCGAGCUCUGGGCCGGCUUCCUGGAGCGCAGCGCCAAGGAGGGCCUGCCCGACGGCGACGCGCGCUCCGCGUCGUCACGCAAGACGAGCGUCAGCAGCGCGGCGACGGGGACGACGGAAAAGGGGCCGUGA
Messenger RNA from Akanthomyces muscarius, 1584 nucleotides. RefSeq lists its product as uncharacterized. Lineage: Eukaryota; Fungi; Ascomycota; Sordariomycetes; Hypocreales; Cordycipitaceae. The coding region runs from base 1 to 1584 and encodes 527 amino acids. The record is from RefSeq and is a predicted model, not a curated record. Gene Ontology annotation, cellular component: Golgi apparatus. The transcript has 3 exons. Gene Ontology annotation, molecular function: small GTPase binding. Gene Ontology annotation, biological process: endoplasmic reticulum to Golgi vesicle-mediated transport; Golgi organization.